Molecule: messenger RNA, 3752 nt
Organism: Nerophis lumbriciformis (worm pipefish)
Lineage: Eukaryota; Metazoa; Chordata; Actinopteri; Syngnathiformes; Syngnathidae
Source: RefSeq, a predicted model, not a curated record
UAAAACGCCCUCCCUCCCUCUCCCUCUCUUCCCUUUUCCUCCCUCCAUCCUUCCACCACCUCAGCAGCCUCCAUUGGCUCAGCUCAAACUGCGGUGUCUCUCCACAGGUUUUUUGUUUUGUUUUGUUUUUUCCGCGGGAGGGAUUUCCUGCUCCGUGAGGAUUCUUGCUGGAUCUGGCCGACGGGGGUGGAAAAAAAGGGAGUGGACGGCGAGGAAGUGGCCGAGCGAGGAGGAGGAGGAGGAGGAGGAGGAGGAGAACGGGCGUUGGCCAAGCGGAGGACCUGGGAGUGACCCUUCAGCCCAUCAGCUCGUCUAGCCAGGAGCAGCAGGUCAGAGGCGGCGUCACGUCGCACCGAGGAAGGAGAUUUUUCCCUUUUCGCCACGUCAUGGAAGGACGCACCUUUAAAAGCCGGCGUGACCAUGGAGAGAAUCCACGUGGUUCUGCAGGUGCACACUUCCAGGAGCUCUGAUAUGGCCAGCAGGUGUGGCGACGCUCAGCUGUGUGUGGGUGCUACCUGGAUGUGGCGUCAGGGCUGAAGCAGCAGUGGCCCCUCCCUCUCCCAUGAGCCCGUGUGCCCGGACACGCACGCCCGGCGCCGCCAGCACGCACGCACCCGCCUCCCCGCCGCGCCGUCAGCCCCCGAGGAGCCCAGCGGAGGCCGGUCCAGCCCAGUGGGAGCCUGAGGAUGUCCACGGAGACGGAGCUCCAGCCGCCGCUCAGCAGGCCCGGCAGCCUCAGGCGGGACGCCAAGAGGAGAGGGCAGGAUCGCAGUGAGGCGGCUCUCAUCAGACGUUUUAAGGGCGAUGGCGUCCGCUACAAGGCCAAGCUCAUCGGCCUGGACGAGGUCAGUGCGGCCCGCGGAGACAAACUCUGUCAGGACUCCAUGAUGAAGCUCAAGGGUGUCGCAGCAGCAGCUCGCUCCAAAGGAGAACACAAGAAGAAGGUUUUCCUGACUGUUUCCUUUGGAGGGAUCAAGAUCUUUGACGAGAAGUCGGGGGUCCUGCAACACCACCAUGCGGUCCACGAGAUCUCCUACAUCGCCAAGGACAUCACAGACCACAGAGCCUUCGGCUACGUUUGCGGCAAGGAAGGCCACCAUCGCUUUGUGGCCAUCAAGACCGCACAAUCGGCGGAACCUGUGAUUCUGGACCUGCGGGACUUGUUCCAGCUCAUCUACGAGAUAAAGCAGAGGGAGGAAAUGGAGAAGAAGGCCCAGAAGGACAAACAGUGUGAGCAGGCCGUCUACCAGACGAUACUGGAGGAAGAUCUGGAGGACCCGGUCUACCAGUACAUUGUGUUUGAGGCCGGACACGAGCCCAUCCGCGACCAAUCGGAAGAGAGCAUUUAUCAGGUUCCCACCAGUCAACAGAAGGAAGGGGUCUAUGACGUCCCAAAGCGACACCCAAACGGGCAUCCAAACACCCACCACCCCCACCAACAUCAUCAUCACCAUCAUCUUCAUAGUCAUCUGCAACCCCCCCAGCCGGGACUCGGUGAACAUCUGGAUCAGCAUCACGAGGUCGAUCUGAUAGACUUAGGCCUGGAGAUGAGUUCUCAGAACAUCAACCAAUUAGAGCUUUUCGGAGACAUGUCGACGCCUCCUGACAUAACCUCUCCGUCGACCCCGGCCUCCCCUGCUAACACCCUUGAUCCGUCGCUAGGCCUGCAGCCUCCCACGGAACUCUUUGCUCCCUUCAAUCCUGCGUCUGUGCCCUCAGGUUACGUGACAAUGGGAGCGGUCCCCUCCGGACACUGGUCCCAGCAGGCCUUCGCCGCCCAGACGCCGCUGGCCUUCGGCGUGCAGUCCCCUCUGGGUCCGGUGGCGCAGGUGCUGCCCGGUGGACAGCCCCUCAUCUGGGGCCAGGCCAACAUCUUCCCCGCCACGCAGCAACAGUGGGCGGCUAUGGCGGCCGGAGCCUUCCCCCCAGCGGCCUACCUCCCCGCCCAACCUGUGGGCACCCUGCCGGCCGCCAUGUUCCAGGCUCUCACCCCCGUCGCCGCCGUGACGCCGGCCGGCGAAACCCAGUCAGGUGCAGGCGCUACGGGUCCGGCCGCCUCCGCGUCGUCGAGUCCGCAGCAUGGGGAGCAGGCGAAAAAGAUGAGCAAGGAGAUGUUCAAGGACUUUCAGUUGGCGAAGCCGCCAGCGAUGCCGUCAAAGAAGGGCGAGCAGCCCGGCUUAACGGGUACCUCAGAGGCAUUCAGCACUUACUUCAGCCGCGUCGGCACUGCCCAGGACACGGACGACUGCGACGACUUUGACAUCUCGCAGAUGAACCUGACGCCGGUCACUUCCACGACGCCGUCCACCAACUCGCCCCCCACCCCUGCGCCCCGCCAGUGCUCGCCCUCCAAAUCGUCCGCCUCGCACGUCAGCGACCCCCCCACGGACGCUACGGACCCCCCCACGGACGACUCGUUCGGGGAAGCCGAGGGCAGCCCGAGCCGGAGCGGAGAGGAAGACGCUGUUUGUGGUUCUGGGUCGCCCUGCCCCAGUGAGCCUACAGGGCCCGGCCCAGAACAGGCCAGUCCGGAGGCUGGGAGCUAGAUAGCAGCAGGGCAGGAAGGUGAAGGACCCUCUCUACGCCAAGAUCAACAAAGGGAAGAAAUAAAGACACACAGGAAGUGGGCCGGACCAGCACUGACAAGACUGGAGGAGGAGCUUCAUUUCUUCGUGUGUGUGCGUGCGUGCGUGCGUCAUCAAGAGCCUCCUCUCCCCAGUGUCUCCCCAUGGAGGACAGGUAUUGACACAGACCCCCUUUUCCCGACCUUAUCCUCUCCUCGGUCUUUCUCUGCGCGCCUCCAUCUUCGCCGCCGCCUUGCUUCCUUCCUUCCUUCCGCCUCCUGGACGGUGACUUUGCCGCAAAAACGGCGACUCCAAAUCGAAGCGGUGUGUCCAUGUCUCUGGACAAAAACCAUGCCACGCGCUAAAAACCUGCUACGUGGAGACGGACUCUGCAGGGUCUGUCGGUUUGGGAACCGGACCGGUUGGACUUGUGCAGAAACUCUGGGAGCUACUCACUCGCCGCACACACACACACACACACACGCACACAUACAAACACACACACACACACACACACACACACACACACACACACACACACACACCCACCCUCUGGCCUAAUGUGUCUCCUCGCAGACGAAGACCAAGGUAACAUUCUCUAUAGCUUUUGUACAAUACUACAGACGGGGGAAAAAAAUGAAGAAAAAACAGCAAAUUCGAGGGGAAGAAACCAUUUUUAUUUUAUAAUUCAAAUGGAAGCCGCAAUGUGGAGUUUAGCUCUGUAGGGGGCAGUGUAGAGUGGCUUUAAUGCGAUUCAUGGGCCAUUUUGUAAAUAAGCAUCACCACCAUCACUACUACUACUGCUACAGUAGUACGGUACUACAGUACUAUGGUACUACAGUAUUACAGUACUAUGGUUCAACAGUACAUUGGACCUCUGGGCCAUCAAAUAGGGAGUCUUCUAGUUAUGCAAAUGUUUCACCCAAGCAAUAGCGACAUGCCUUUUCACCGCGUUUCGUUGUCCCCUUCUCAGAUUGACUGCCCCUCCGCCAUAGCAACAAUAUAUUCCUCUUUUGAGGCUCACCCCCCCGCACCUCACCCUUUGGGAAUACAGUAGAACCUCUAAAGUUGAACAGAUCACUCGGUGGGGCUUGUGGAUAUUUUGACCAACCGCUUGCUGUGAAAACUCGAUUGUCCAUUUAAACUUUUUUUUGGUUAAAACAACAAGCAUAUAUAUAUAUAUAUAUA